GCCCCUUGCCAAUCAGAGCAGCUCUCACGUAGACCCCUCCCCUCCUUCAGAGAGAUUUAUAGUGGCCCUGUGCGCCACUCUAGUGUCACUUCAGCCUCUCAAAGUCUGAGCAGUCAGGGGACGACUCAGCUGCAGGAUUAUGGCACCAGCAAAGAAGGGAAUCUUGGAGCGUCUUGACGCUGGCGAGGUCGUGAUCGGCGAUGGAGGUUUCGUGUUUGCCCUGGAGAAGAGGGGCUACGUCAAGGCUGGUCCCUGGACCCCUGAAGCUGCUGCAGAAUACCCUGAAGCCGUGCGACAGCUGCACAGGGAGUUCCUGAGGGCGGGGGCCAACGUCAUGCAGACCUUCACCUUCUACGCCAGUGAUGACAAACUGGAGAACAGGGGCAACAAGCUCACCUUCACUGGAGCUCAGAUCAACGAGGCCGCCUGCGAUUUGGCCCGCGAGGUCGCCAGCGAGGGCGAUGCCCUGGUCGCCGGAGGAGUGUCUCAGACUCCAUCCUACCUGAGCUGCAAGAGUGAGAAGGACGUGAAGGCCAUCUUCAAGAAACAGCUGGACGUUUUCAUCAAGAAAGACGUGGACUUCCUGAUUGCUGAGUACUUUGAGCAUGUUGAGGAGGCCGUGUGGGCCGUGGAGAUGCUGAAGGAAACAGGGAAGCCUGUGGCUGCCUCUCUGUGCAUCGGACCAGACGGAGACAUGCACGGCAUCUCCCCUGGAGAGUGUGCCGUCAAGCUGGUCAAAGCCGGUGCCCAGAUUGUCGGAGUCAACUGCCACUUCGACCCCAUGACCUGUGUGCAGGCUGUUAAGAUGAUGAAGGAGGGAGUGGAGAAGGCAGGGCUGAAGGCUCACUACAUGGUGCAGCCGCUGGCAUUCCACACCCCCGACUGCAGCUGUCAGGGAUUCAUCGAUCUGCCAGAGUUCCCCUUCGGUCUGGAGCCCAGGAUCCUGACCCGCUGGGACAUGCACAAGUACGCCAGAGAGGCCUACAAGGCGGGCAUCAAAUUCAUUGGUGGCUGCUGCGGAUUCGAGCCUUACCACAUCAGGGCCGUGGCUGAGGAGCUGGCCACUGAGAGAGGCGUCCUCCCCGCUGGGUCAGAGAAACACGGCAGCUGGGGUGCUGGUCUGGAGAUGCACACCAAGCCCUGGGUCAGAGCCAGAGCCCGACGUGACUACUGGGAGAACCUGAAGCCAGCCUCCGGUCGCCCCCAGUGUCCCUCCAUGUCUGUCCCUGACGGCUGGGGUGUCACCAAGGGCCACACUGAUCUCAUGCAGCAGACAGAGGCCACCUCUCAGGACCAACUCAAACAGCUGUUCGACAGGUCAAAGACCCAAUGAGUCAGCAUGUGACCCUCGAGACCUGGCAGCAGAGCUGGGUCAAACAGCUGAGCUGUGGAACUACUGAGGCUGCACGGUGGUGUGAGCUAUCGGUCAGCUGCGCUACAGCUAACAAACUUGAUGUCAGGGUCCGAAUCCUCACUUUGAGAUCGACUCUGUCGAUUAUGAAACUGUAGUUUAUGUGAAGCCACAGAGGCUCAUCUCAAGUGAGGAGUCGGCCCAUGUAUAAGAUCGGGACCUUUUUUGUUUGUGUAAUGGAAUAAGAUCUAAUAAAAAAUGUGAAUUGGUUACUUA
Messenger RNA from Scophthalmus maximus (turbot), 1627 nucleotides. Its product is annotated as betaine--homocysteine S-methyltransferase 1. Gene Ontology annotation, molecular function: zinc ion binding; betaine-homocysteine S-methyltransferase activity. The record is from RefSeq and is a predicted model, not a curated record. Bases 140 to 1333 code for a protein of 397 amino acids. NCBI's taxonomy places the organism in Eukaryota, Metazoa, Chordata, Actinopteri, Pleuronectiformes, Scophthalmidae. The transcript is spliced from 8 exons.